Molecule: messenger RNA, 2139 nt
Organism: Bombina bombina (fire-bellied toad)
Lineage: Eukaryota; Metazoa; Chordata; Amphibia; Anura; Bombinatoridae
Exons: 6
Coding region: 114-1487 (457 amino acids)
Biological process (GO): immune response-activating cell surface receptor signaling pathway; positive regulation of natural killer cell mediated cytotoxicity
Source: RefSeq, a predicted model, not a curated record
GAUUGGCUGUGUAAAAGCAUUAGGAAUGCAAGGUAUCUCAUAUUUAAACAGGUACCUUGCAUUCAAUAGUAAGUGUACGGCAGCGAUCAUACGAAGAGGAUCCUCUACGUUCCAUGGCUCCACGGUCGCCAGUCCUGUCUCCACUCCACGCUGGCUUGGUCCUGGAUGAAGAAAGAAGAGGCUCCCACUUGGAAGAUGUCAGCCUCUUGGAAGAAGACUUCACCGCCUGGAAGAAGACUUCACAGCCGGACUUCAGGAACCGGGCUUUCCAACAGUUUAUUGACGUAUCUCAGAUCCCUGUAUUGACUGCUACAGUGGGCAGCACAGUUACGUUACAGUGCAACUACACCUCUAAAGGUAGACAGCUGGCAAUGGGAAGCUGGUUCAGAUGGUACAAACAUUUACUGAAUGGGCCUGAGGUCUCUAAUAGUAAUCCGGAAUACAUGAGCAGGAUCUCCAGAAUAAGUCAGGAGGAUUUUAUCAAUAAACAAUCAGCUGAUAUUCAACUGCACAGAGUGGGCCCCACGGACAGUGGGAUAUAUAUAUGCCAAGUUGGUUUAAAGCAGGAUGAUAAAGGUUCCGGACAUGGCAAUGGGACAUUCCUCAAAGUGACAGGGUCUCUUUCUCAGAUAAUUCAUGUAUCACAGAUCCCUGCUGUGCAAUCCAUCUCUGGAGGAACAGUCACUUUACCGUGUAGUUUUACUCUCAGUGAUACAGAAGUGCCAGUGAUUGGCUGGUUCACAUGGUACCGGCAUGCGCUGAAUGGACCAGAGGUCACUGAUAACAAUCCAGAUUUUAUAGACAGAGUCUCCAGAGCAAGCCAGAUUGAUUUCAUCACUAAUAGAUCAGCAAAUAUUGUUUUGCACAGAGUGGAUCCCAAAGACACCGGGAUGUAUAUUUGUCAGAUUGUAUUACAAAAUGAGAUGAUAACUGGACAUGGUGAAGGGACACUGCUUACUGUGACAGGUUCUCUCUCUCAGGCUGUUUAUGUAUCUCAGAUCCCUGUUGUGACCAUGACAGCAGGCAGCUCGGUCACCCUACAGUGUAACUACACGCUCAGCAGUGAUAAUAUGACGGGCACUGGCUGGUUUAAGUGGUAUAGACAUACCCUGAAUGGGCCUGAGGUCUCUAAUAACAACCCAGAUUACAAGGGUAGAGUGUCAAGAGUGGGUCAGAGUGAUUUUGUAAAUAAGGGAUCCGCCAAUAUUGUGCUGCACAGAGUGGAACCUAAGGAUACUGGGAAAUAUAUCUGUCAUGUGAUGUUACAAGAUGAGAAUGAGGCUUCAGGACAUGGCACUGGAACAUUCCUUAAUGUGACAGAUAUCCCAGAAAUUAUAGAAAAUCAAUACGCCACCAAAGUGGAGAAUGUAAUCAGGAUUAUACUCGGUGUAUUGAUUAUAGUUUCUAUUGCACCAAUUAUCUUAUGUUGUGACAAGAAAGGGUCCCAAUGCCCAGCGCAGGAACAAUGCAAGAAACAUAACGUUUAAUUUUCGCCUCUUCUUCGUCUACAUUUCUCUUAUAAACCGCUUUCAACAGAUCGCAAUCCAGGGAAAUACAUUUCAAGAUUAUCAAGAAACUAUACUAUGGUAGCAAAUGUUUUACCAUGAAUGUGAAGGCCAGUUCAGUACUAAAGGUUAUUACUUUUACGUAUCGCAAAAUAUUUUCACUUUUAAAAAGGACCGGCUCUACAAUAGGGCAAAGAGGAACCACAAUACCCAGGCAGCAUGUGACAGGGGCAGCACAUAGAAAGAGUAUAUUCUUCAUAAUAGUGAUUUUAAAGAGAAAUUAGUCUUAUAUGAUACUUGUCUGUUCACAUAUGAAUUUUUAAUUUGCUGAUCUUUAAUCUUUGAGGCAACUGACUCUGGUUGGGUUUAGACUGUAGUGCGCAGAGACUUGAGAGGUGUUAUUUGAUUCGUGGACCCAGGGAGGACAAUUUCUUGAGCUGGUCCUGCUUUAAAACCCCUGAACAGGCAAUAAGGGAAUGGGUGACUUUAUUUAGUAUAUUACAGUAUUUUGUUCUCUGCUCUAGUACUGUAACCAAAUUAAAACAACUUUUUUCUAACUUUCAAUCCAGUAUGAUACCCCUGGGCACUAGAUCACAUUUAAACACUACUAUAAGUAAUUUUUCAGUGAAAAAAC